Molecule: messenger RNA, 2436 nt
Organism: Ceraceosorus guamensis
Lineage: Eukaryota; Fungi; Basidiomycota; Exobasidiomycetes; Ceraceosorales; Ceraceosoraceae
Product: class II aaRS and biotin synthetase
Exons: 5
Coding region: 1-2436 (811 amino acids)
Biological process (GO): prolyl-tRNA aminoacylation
Cellular component (GO): mitochondrion; cytoplasm
Molecular function (GO): ATP binding; proline-tRNA ligase activity
Source: RefSeq, a predicted model, not a curated record
AUGCGCAUAUCCAAUCCUAACAUCGUAGCCCCUUGGGGUGGUCAGGGGCGGCCUAUCCUCUCAACCAGUCCGGCCUGGUCUUCAAGGCAGCGGUCUAGGUCGUUGGAUUGGAUUUGCUACAGUGUGUCUCAUAAGCGUUGCUGUCAGCACUGUUGCGCAGUCUCAGCGUCCACCUCAGGCAUCCCGCUUCCGGUUGGUGUUGCAGCUACACAUGCCCUCUCGCGCGCCAGAGCUCUCAAUCUGCCCUCAAAACGACAUUUGUCCACUGCCACGACCUCUGCGCAGAUAGCAGCACGAGCAAGGCUCGAGAAUAACACCAAAGUCACCUUCCUCUCUCGCCUCUUCGUCCCCACUCUCAAAGCGGACAACGUUGGAUCAAAUGGCACGAAGGGCGGUAGCAAAUCCAAAGAGAAGGACAUCAGAGCCCCGAAAUCCAUUGAGGCUAGCCCACAAGAUGCUGCACUAGGUGGCUCAUCGGACCUCGACGCAGCUAUGACACUGCUACUAAGAGGCGGCUACGUUCGGCAAUCCUCCUCUGGGAUCUACAGCCUCCUCACACCGGGUCAACGCGUGCAGAACAAGAUCAGCAGGGUCGUCGUAGAGGAGAUGGAGCGCGGACUUGCGGCGCCUGAAACAACUGGCGAAGGGGUCGGAGCUUCGCGCAUUCAGCUGCCGACACUUUUGCCCUCUACAAACUGGGAGAAAUCGCGUAGGUGGGAAAGUAUGGGUUCGGACAUGUACAAAUUGAGGGAUAGGCAUGGGAGACAGUGGCUUCUUGCGCCAACUGCUGAGGAGGAGGUCACUGCUUUAGUCGGGGACAGCGUGAAGAGCGAACGUGACUUGCCGGUCCGGGUCUACCAAAUUUCUCGAAAACACAGAGAUGAGCCUCGUCCACGCCUUGGUCUGAUCAGAACGCGCGAAUUCCUGAUGAAGGAUAUGUACACCUUCGACAAGGACUUAUCGACGGCGGCACACACGUAUCAAACGGUGAGACGUGCGUACACAAGGACUUUUGACAGACUUCUCGGCAAGGGGAGCUGGAAGAGCGUAGCCGCCGACACUGGCAGCAUGGGAGGAAGAGAGUCACACGAGUAUCACGUCGAAGACCGAGCUGGCGAGGAUACUCUACUCACCUGCAACGAUGCGUCCUGUGCUUACAGCGCCAAUUCCGAGCUAGCAGACGCCCUUCCAGCGUACGCUCGAGGAAAUUUACCGCCCACCAGCGCCGAUGACGUACAAGUCGUCUACUUCUCGCUGCGCGACAACGAUCAUGUGCACUCAACUUCAUCGCGAUCUCGCAGCUCACUAACCACCGAUGCAAUGACGCCAGAGUCCACAGGUCCAGGCGGGUCCGCAUACACGCUGGCUGCUGUGGUGCUGCCAAAGUCACACACGGUGAAUUCCUCUAAAUUGCACCGGCACCUUGCACCGAAUGCGAUCACACUUGAGCAGGUGGCAUCAAGCUGGAAUUGGGAGACAAAGCCUCAAGGUCCUCUGCUCGAUCACGACAAGCUUGCCGUAUGGGUGGACCGCUCGUGCGGUGCACUUGAGCCCGAAGAGUUUGUAGACGCUAUCCGGCUGAGUCUGGGUCCUUUCGCAGCACCUCCUGGAGCAGGCGCAUUCGAUAUCUCUCUCGAGCGGCUGACUCAACUCUUCCCCACGGAGAGCACGGGACCUCACGCAGCAGCCCCGGCAUUCGCAUCAACACUUUCGAUUACUCAUGCCGAUUUGCUCCAAGCGGAGGAGGGAGAUACCUGCUCUUCUUGCCGUAGAGGAAGUCUCAGAGCCUCUCGCGCAGUAGAGAUUGGCCAUGCUUUCCUACUUGGCACCAAGUAUUCGGACGCUCUAGAGGUCGGAUUCGUGCCAUCUGGCGACGCUGGCUCUGGCACCUUGCAACCUUUUCAGAUGGGCUGCUACGGUAUCGGCAUUACUCGUCUGCUAGGCAUCCUUGCUGCAAGAGCUCUUACCCACGGGCGACGAGGCGGAAGAGAGAUUUUCGCGUGGCCAGGACAUCUUGCCCCUUACUCGGUCGGUAUCAUCUUGGUUGACCCUUCAUCCCAGUCGGCGUGGAACGGCGUCUCAGCUUUGGUCGACCUUCUUUCGAGAGAGCGUGGCAGAGAUGAGCAUGAAAGCGGUCUUGAAAAAGCAGACGAGACAUCGCAUCCUCCUUUGCUUUCCGGCGUAGGCGAGCUCAUUGGCGGAGACGUUGCAAUCGAUGAUCGACCGGCAACGAGGGCGCGAAUGGGCGCCAGGCUUGCAGAAGCUGAUCUGAUGGGCUACCCUUGGACAUUCAUCUUUGGCAAGCGCUUUGCCAAGGCGGGUGAAAUUGAGGUGAGGCAUCGAGGCGAUGUGCAUGGGACCGGCGCAACAGCGGAGGGCUGGCAAGGCUUCGUCAAGCUGCAGGAUCUCCUUGCGAAGGGCCACUUGGCUCGUUGA